This is a messenger RNA of Fusarium pseudograminearum CS3096, 948 nucleotides long. RefSeq lists its product as uncharacterized. Bases 1 to 948 code for a protein of 315 amino acids. The transcript is spliced from 2 exons. The record is from RefSeq and is a predicted model, not a curated record. NCBI's taxonomy places the organism in Eukaryota, Fungi, Ascomycota, Sordariomycetes, Hypocreales, Nectriaceae.
AUGUAUAUUCCACUAUCUUUGCCCCAUCUGCACGGUUCCGUGGCUGAUACCCAAGACCAUGGAUCCCUUCAGACCACACUCCUCGCUUUCCAAGCACUCAUGAAGCUCCUCUGCAGUUCAUGCAGUCGUACUGGCCAAUACCCGACGGGGAAUAUCAAGAGACAGUUCUCUGAUAACCCCUCCAAGAACAACGACAUCAAGAUUGGACUCAUCGUUGGCUUCACUCUUGCCGCCUUCUUGGCCAUUGUCAUUACAUUCUUGUACUUUUACUACGGCUCUGCGAGGUUUACGUUCAGGAAGAAGAAGAAGAAUCACCGGCACCAACAUCAUCACCACCCGCAUCAUCCUCCUCGUCAUAGGAGACAUAAGUCGCUUAGUAGUGGGGGGUCAGGACUUUCUAAUAACAGUGCUCCUCCUCCUGCACCCCCUGCUGAUGACGCUCCGCCUAAAGAUAAACCAGCGGAUGGAAGUACAUUCGAAUCCACCGUCCCAUGGCUUUGUAUCGCUCAACUCCCAAGUCUUAACUUCCCUUUAGCUAUACAAGUCAAGCACACGGCACUCUAUCCCGCCUGUUCCCUCUCUGCCCAAAGAAACUCGGCCUCUCCCAUCCUCCGUGUAUCUGAGGCGCAUCCAUCUCGUUCGGUAUACGGAUCUGCUGUCGAUGUUGACCCAAAGGAUGGAAUGCAGGCUCAGGCUGCUGCGGAGUCCAGUCGCCAGCAGAAUCCUGUCUGUGAUAGAGUCUGUGAUGUCGACAGUCUGGAUGGUGUCGGAAAGCGUGGUUCUGGCGGUCUUGCUCGGAUUCGUAACUUUCUUGGCUCUCUUCGAGAUCAGCAGCGUGGUGAGCAACAGCUCGAUGUCGUCUGUGAGAAUGGCGACGAUGAUGAGGAUGAGUGUGAGAGUGUUGUUUCCUAUGUUGCUUCUGGUCCUUUUGGGACUUUGCUUGUUUGA